CAUUUCUUGUUUUAUUUAUUUAUUAAUAUUAGUAUUCUUUAUUAACACUUUAUUUUGCCUUACUGAAACUAAUCUGUUUCAACAUGUGAUUGACCAUCUAUAUUCUACGAUAUAAGAACACGUUUAUAACAAAAUGACUAGCUUUAAACACUUGAAGUACUUGUGUAGACUUUGUGCGAAAAGCGAUGAGUUUUGCAAGGAUUUACUCGAAGAAAGCAACAAAAACGUUAUGAGCAUGAUAAGAGAUUUUAUUCAAAUAACUAUAAAUGAAAGUGAUGAUUUACCAACCCGAAUCUGUCUCAACUGUGAAGAGAAAAUGGUGUCCUUUCAAUUGUUUGUCUUGGAAUGUUAUAAAGUCCAGGAGGAUUUUAGAAAACAAUUGGAUAAGGAGCAGUUAGACAUUUGUACUGAAUUGCAAAUCAAGCUUGAAGAAACUACUACAGACUAUGGAGCAUCUCUGAUAAAAUCUGAGGUAAAAGAUGAGUUAACUGCUGAGGACAUAGUGUGUGCAAUCACUUCAAAUGAUGCUUCAUUGUCUGAAUUUGAAGCAGUGGAUUACAAUGAUGAUAUUGACAUAAAUGAUGAUGUUGAUGAGGAUGAAGAUGAUGAUGACUUGGAUGAUGUAGCAAUAGCAUCACUGAAGGAAAUAAAGCAAAAGCGGAUCAAAAAGAAAGUAAUUUCAGAAGAGGACUCUAUAAAGUUUAGUGAACUUUUAAAACAGCCAAACUUGAAAGUGAAAGAUUUUGUUAAGUUGAUAUGUCACCUGUGUGGAGCAGAGUCCAAUACUUGGAGCAACUUGCGCCUGCAUUACUUCAAUAAUCAUAGAAGCAAAGUUGUAGCAUACUGCCUGUGUGGAUACGCAAUAAGAUCCAAAAGUGUUCUCUAUAAACAUUUUUCUCAGCACAAGUUGGAAAGUAGAAAAAUAAGAAGUGCUGAGAAUUUGCAUGUAGAAAGACCAGAAAAAUCUCAGUAUUCAGAUCUGAAAAUUAAUAACUUCGUGAAUUUCAAUUGCAAUGCCUGUGAUAAGGUGUGCUCCAGCUGGUAUAGUUUGAAGUCACAUUGUGAAAGAGCUCACAAGAUUCUUCCAGUAGUGCAUUGUGUUUGUGGCAUUGCUCUCAAGUCAAAGUCAGUUCUCUACAAACAUAUAAAUGAUCACAAAAAUCCUAAUGUAUUAUCGUGUGACAAAUGUCCACGAAUUACGAAAACCUUGGCAGCGUUAAACAAGCAUAAAAUGAGACACGUCCCAAAAUCGGAGCGGAAAUUCACGUGCGAAUCCUGUGAUAAAAUAUUUAAUACUAAGGAUGCGUUAAAAUCUCAUGAACGGUCACACAUUCCAAUAGAAGAUAGGAAAAUUUACCACUGUGGUAUUUGUAACAUGAAGUUCACAACCCGGUCGUCAGCGGCGUCGCACAAGCGCGUGGUACACGACAAAAUCAAGAGUUACGUGUGCGACCUGUGCGGGUACGCGUGCGGCACUAACGGCGAGCUGCGACAGCACCGCGCCAUACACUCCGACGACAAGCCCUUCGUGUGCAGGAAGUGCUCCAAGCCAUUCAAAACUUACUCGAAUCUCAAGACUCACAUGGACAUUCAUGAAGAAACUUCGUACCCGUGCUACGUGUGCAACCGCGUGCUAAACAGCCGCCGGACGCUGAGGAAACAUCUGCUGGUACAUGAGGACAAGUGCCGGCACGUGUGCUCGUAUUGCAAUAAGGCCUUCAAGAGGAGGCAGACAUUGAAGGUCCACAUGUAUACUCACACGGGCGACAAGCCGCUGACGUGCAAAUGGUGCGACGAACGGUUCGCGUACGCGUCCACUUUACGAUCGCACCGCUUGCGAUGCCACCCCGACAAGAUGGCCGCCCAGAUGAACGACCAGUACGUCUACCGGCACGUCAACAUCCUGCAGCAGGUGGCAGAGGAUUGCGCAGGCGGAGAAGAGUGUCCUCCGGUCGUCGUGUCUUGGGAGGGCUCGGCCGAUAUCCAGAGCGGAGACAUCCUGAUCGUGCGCAUCGCCGACUCGUCCCUGCUCGACACUUUCGCCCACCCUGACGCUAAGAACAGUAGCCACGAUGCGAACGCUACGCAAGCAGAUGGACAAAGGGUACACCGCACGCUGCCAUCGCCGGCGGUGUACCAGGUGACGCGGCAAGGGCACGUGCACUGCGACGUGUCUGAAGGCAUGCUGCUCGACAUCACCCCGCUGGACGAGAACGGCGCCAAACUUAUCACGCUCUACGAUAAAGAUCUCACCGAGGGCGUCAACUUACUGAUAGUUGUUUCCGAGAACUGGGGGUCACAGUGCGUCCGCCUCAAAGUUACUGUCAAGUCGGAUAACUGUGGAGAAUCUCAAGACUGCUCCGGGAAGGGCGUGUGCUACACCAACGUAUCUAUGGAAGGCUACGAGUGCCAGUGCUGCGCCGGCCAGCUGGGUCCGCACUGCGAGGAGCGCGACGUCUGCAAUCCAUCACCCUGCUUGAAUAAUGGCAUAUGUGUCGACCUCACGCAGCCUCUCAACGGGGCGAACUACCACUGCCUUUGUCCCUACGGUUUUACAGGUAGAAAGUGCGAAAAGGAUCCGUGCUACUCGGAGCCUUGUCUGAACGGAGGGUCGUGCAUGAGCCUGGCGAUGAACGGGUCGACGACCUUCCACUGCGCAUGCGCGGACGGCUGGACGGGCGCGCACUGCGAGCUGCCCACGGUGGGCGGCGCCUGCGCUGACAAGCCCUGCGUCAACGGGAUCUGCAUAGAGCAAACAGACAUUGACGCUGAGGGGCACGAAUACCGAUGUUUCUGCUUGCCAGGGUACACGGGUGAGCAUUGCGAAAUGGAAUACAACGAGUGCGAGUCGUCGCCGUGCGCGAACGGUGGCACCUGCACCGACCGCGUCGGCGGCUUUGCGUGCGCCUGCGGCCGCGGCUUCACCGGCAACACCUGUCAGCUCAAGGUUGAUUUGUGCUCACCAAACCCGUGCUCUGCGCAGCGCUACUGUGUGGACCGCGGCAACAGCUAUACUUGCGAGUGCCCUCACGGCUACGUCGGCGACGAGUGCCACCUGCCUGUCAAAUCGGCGUGCGACAAUAAUCCGUGCGCGCACGGCGGCACCUGCUGGAGCGGCAUCGACUCCUUCUACUGCUCUUGCCGGCCGGGAUACACCGGCAAACUAUGCGAAGAGGACUUCAUCCUGGAAUCAGUGGUCCGCGGCGAGGUGAUCAGCUCGGAGUCCCGCAGCGACGGCGGCGGCGCGGUGCGCGAGGUGCGCAUGCCGCUCGGCCUGUACCACGACCGCCUGCACAACGUGUACAUCGCCGCCGGCACGCUCGGCGCCGCCAUUGCCAUCGUGGGCGUCGUGGUGACAGCAUGCCACUGCCGCGUGAACAAGACGUACUCGCGGCUGCUGUCGCGGCUGGCGCGCGCGCCGGCGCCGGCGCCGCACUGGCUGCACGACAAGCGCGCGCCCGCGCCCGCGCCGCCCGCGCUCGACACCACCGACAUGUACUACACGCUCGACUUCAGCGACAGCCAGAGCUCCCCGCUCAUCCAAUAGCAAUCACUCAUGAACUGCUCCGAUGGGGAACGGUUCAAGAUACAAAUUUAAAUCGCAGAAC
Messenger RNA from Cydia amplana, 3608 nucleotides. RefSeq lists its product as uncharacterized. The record is from RefSeq and is a predicted model, not a curated record. Gene Ontology annotation, molecular function: zinc ion binding; calcium ion binding. NCBI's taxonomy places the organism in Eukaryota, Metazoa, Arthropoda, Insecta, Lepidoptera, Tortricidae. Gene Ontology annotation, cellular component: nucleus. Bases 134 to 3547 code for a protein of 1137 amino acids. The transcript has 20 exons.